Tinamus guttatus (white-throated tinamou) is the source of this 607-nucleotide messenger RNA. The record is from RefSeq and is a predicted model, not a curated record. NCBI's taxonomy places the organism in Eukaryota, Metazoa, Chordata, Aves, Tinamiformes, Tinamidae.
UCCAGCUCGGCCCCAGGCUACCGCCAAGAUGCUGCUUUUGCUGCUGGGCAUCAUCGUGCUCCACGUCUCCGUGCUGGUCCUGCUCUUCAUCUCCACCAUCGUCAGUCAAUGGCUCGUGGGGACGGGGCACACAGCGGACCUGUGGCAGAACUGCACCACCGGCAGCGUCUUCCACUGCCUGACAUCGUCCACGAACGAAUGGCUGCAGUCUGUCCAGGCGAUGAUGAUCCUCUCCAUCAUCUUCAGUGUCUUGUCCUUAUUCCUGUUCUUCUGCCAGCUGUUUACACUCACCAAGGGAGGACGAUUUUAUGUUACUGGAAUCUUCCAAAUCCUUGCUGGGCUCUGCGUGAUGAGCGGCGCAGCCAUCUUCACAGUGAGGCACACGGACUGGCAGCCGCCCGCGGCUGACGUCGCCUUCGGCUUCGCCUACAUCCUGGCCUGGGUGGCCUUCCCGCUGGCCCUCAUCAGCGGCGUCAUCUACGUCAUCCUACGGAAGCGCGAGUGAGCCCGCGGCGGGGCCGCGCGGGGCCACUGCUGAUGUCCCCGGAGGAGACAGAGGCGGGGGAAAAUAGACGAGAAAACGGAAUAGAAAAUUAACCAAAAAAAA